Zingiber officinale is the source of this 3452-nucleotide messenger RNA. RefSeq lists its product as uncharacterized. The record is from RefSeq and is a predicted model, not a curated record. Gene Ontology annotation, biological process: regulation of telomere maintenance. Bases 132 to 3035 code for a protein of 967 amino acids. Gene Ontology annotation, cellular component: nucleus. The transcript is spliced from 13 exons. Lineage: Eukaryota; Viridiplantae; Streptophyta; Magnoliopsida; Zingiberales; Zingiberaceae.
UUCUUCCCCACGGUCUCUUUCUCGGAUCCCGAGUCUCCUUACAUGGCGAUGCUUGGUAACGUUUCUAGCAAACCCUAACAUGCCCAACCAGUUCUGACUUCUGAUCCAACGCUCCACGAGAUCGAGUCGCCAUGGAUGAAUCUUGGAGGUUCCGGCCGCCUCAGGGUCGCCUUUGUCCCGUCUGUUCGGUCCACCACUUCCCUUUCUGCCAAAUGCCGAUGCCACCGCCGCCCCAUGGAUUCGAUCAUUAUCGUCCUGAAUUUCGCCGAUUCACUUCAGGUCCCUCCCCGCCGUUCCCUCACCAGCCUCCUUUCUGGGACCACAGACCUCCGCCGCGGCCUCCGAUGCUACACACGCCAGAAUCCUGGGGCAUGAAUCAUGCUCUGGAGAGGGAGAUAUUCCGUCCUUUGAUCAAUCCGACGCAACGUUUUCCCCAAGAUGAAUUUUUGGGAGAAACCUCCUGUAAAAGGAUGCGAGUCGAAGAGCCACGAACUCUCCAUCCCCAUCCCUAUCCGUCAUUCGAUCGCAACGAGUUCGUUCCAGGGAGAAUAACGACGGAGGAUGAACGCAGGCUUAAUCUGAUUCGAGAUCAUGGGCAGAGGUAUGAAGGGAGGAUGCAAUUUAAAGCCGAAUUCCUACCCGUUCCAUUCGCCCGUGAUGGAUCUCAGGGUCAACCAGGGGAUGUCAGGGUAGAUCAUGGCUCUGAUGUCUCGAAGUUUAACUCUGUUGGAAAAAGUGGUUCAAGUUUACCUCCAGAAAUAACAUUUGUCACCCCAAAUCAAGCAUCGCUGUCAAAUGUAUCUGAGGCGCAUCAGAGUUUUGCAGGAACUCUAAGUUCCUAUGGGGAUGAGCAGUAUCCAUUCCGUGAAAGACUGGAUUUUGAAAGAGUGGAGGCCUAUGAUACACAUUUGGGUGAGAACAGGAUUAGCCAUUAUGAAAACAGAUAUUUUGUAGGAGGUUCAGACGUUGAAAACUACCCAAAUGCAAGACGUAGCCAGUCCAAUGUUUUCUUUCAGCAGCAUGGCAGCUAUAGGGAUGACUACUCUGUGCCUAAUCCUAGGUACAAUGUACCUCCUGUCACUGGUGAACUUCCUUUUUCUGUGAAGGGACAGCAAGCUACACACAAUACAUUAGACUGUGUACCACGAGAUCAAUUUGAGCAGAAUGAUUGCCUUGAUGUUCGAGAGAUUCAUGCACCAAAAGAUUACCAUUAUGGGCUGCCAAAUGCUGAACAUCCAGAACAAAGAAGUUAUCUUCUUGGACGAGAGAAAAGUUCCUAUCAAGCAUUUGGAGACCCUACAGAAAGAAGAGUUAAGCUACCCAUCCAACAGACAGAGGCACUUAGAUUUCCCUCUGAAACUAAAAUCCCAGAUAUUAGUGAUACUCAGAUACCACUAAAAUCAUUAAAUUAUCCAUUGUCAGAAGACUCAAAUUCAGAGAAUUUUGUUCUGCAAGGAGGUCUCUCUAACUUUCCCACUAUGAUUAAUGGUAAUUGCAUGACAAAAGAUAUCAGUCGAAUGCACACAACUGGCGUGCAUCUUUCUUUACCACCAUCUCUUCCAGCUGCUCAUGUUCCAGUGACAUCUUCAUCAACUAGUGUGCCACCGCCAGCAUUGUUUCCUGUCUUAGCAAAUGCUUCAGUAAUGACAUCCAUUCCAACUAAUAAAGAGUAUCCUGAUCCACAUAUUUUACGACAUUCUAGUGGCUAUAUACAGCAACCUCCUUUGGUUGAGACUGCACAGGAUUUACCUCUCAUCCAUCAAGCACCACUGAAACAUUAUCCUGACGGAGUGCCAAGAGUUUCUAUCAAUCAUGCUGUCAAUGCUAAGCCAACAGUUAUCAAUGCUUGUGACUUGUUUAAGCAACCUCUUCGUGCAUCUCGACCUGAUCAUAUCGUCAUCAUCCUACGUGGACUCCCAGGUAGUGGAAAGAGCUAUUUGGCUAAAGCAUUGCGUGAUAUUGAGAUCGAGAAUGGUGGAAAUGCUCCGAGAAUUCAUGCAAUGGAUGACUAUUUCAUGGUUGAAGUUGUGAAGAAUAUUGAUGACAAUGAAGGUUUCAAAUCCACUGGUUCAUCCAGAGCCAAAAAGCAGGCCACUAAGAAAGUCAUUGAGUAUUGUUAUGAGUCAGAAAUGGAAGAGGCAUAUCGGUCAAGCAUGUUGAAGGCAUUUAAGAAAACACUCGAAGAAGGGAUAUUCACAUUUAUAAUUGUGGAUGACCGCAAUCUGCGGGUAGCUGAUUUUGCUCAGUUUUGGGCAAUUGCAAAGAGAUCUGGGUAUGAGGUAUACUUGCUGGAAGCUCCAUACAAGGAUCCCAUGGGUUGUGCGGCUAGGAAUGUGCAUAGUUUUACACUAGAGGAUGUGCAGAAGAUGGCAGAAAAAUGGGAAGAAUCUCCACCUUUAUACUUGCAAAUCGAUAUUCAGUCAUUAUUUCAUGGGGAUGAUUUGAAUGAACACUCCAUUCAAGAGGUUGACAUGGACAUCAAUGACUCAGACUGUGACAACAGUAAUGCUAAGUUGGAGGAGGAAAGCCUCAAGCUUAUAGAACCAAAAACUGUGGAUUUUGUGCAGAAACAAGAUUCAUCAAAACUUGGAGAGAAGUGGGAAUCUGAUGAAGAGGAAGAGGAGCAGACAAGAAUCAAAGAAUUGGGAUGUAGUAAAUGGUCGAAGAACUUAGAUGAGGAAGAUGAAAAACCUGGAGGUGUCGGAAAAAAUUUAAAUGCACUUUCUGGCCUUAUGCAUGUGUAUACUAAUGGUGGAAAAUCAGUUCACUGGGGUGAUCAGCUUAACAAAAGUGGUUUUUCAAUUGGUGCUGUGAAGAAACACUCUUUGAUCAUUGGCCCAGGAUCAGGAUACAAUUUGGCAUCAAAUCCAGUAGUUGAAAACCAGGACUCUGCAGGGGCAACUAAGAACAGCAGUACGAGUGAAUCAAAGAGGCAGUUCACUGAAAAACUUCGCGCUGAGCAUGAGUCAAUCAGAGCUGUUCUAAACAAAAGGCGGCAACGAAUUGGAGGAUUUUUUAACACUGAAGAUGAUUAGUUCAAUCCAGUUUUUUUUUCCUUUGAAUUUGUCAAUCAUAGAACACACUGCCGGUGUUCCAGAUCCUCCAUGAUCAUCGUUCUUCAAAUGGCACCUGAUCCAGAGUAAACAUUGAGACAGCAUCUGCGUUGAUGUACCUGAAAAAUGACCGUAUUCAACGCCAGAUUCAGGGCUACGCGAUUUCAGUGAUGACCUUGUGUAUAUAGCAUGGACGGCAGCUGAUUCUGAUCGUCAUUUUUCUUCUGUUUCAUCUGAGAGAAAUUUACAUUGUAUUUAAAGAGAAAAAUUAACUUUCAUGUAUAUAGGAUUUCAGUAUAACAUCCAUAGACUAUGGAUUAAAACAUUGAAUAACAUCCAUGGUUGUCUUCUGUGACUGUGAGCUCUAUGAAACUUUCAGAGGUGACAGUCUUCAGGUGA